This is a messenger RNA of Gaeumannomyces tritici R3-111a-1, 4888 nucleotides long. RefSeq lists its product as hypothetical. The transcript is spliced from 2 exons. The coding region runs from base 116 to 4318 and encodes 1400 amino acids. NCBI's taxonomy places the organism in Eukaryota, Fungi, Ascomycota, Sordariomycetes, Magnaporthales, Magnaporthaceae. The record is from RefSeq and is a predicted model, not a curated record. Gene Ontology annotation, molecular function: protein binding. Gene Ontology annotation, biological process: positive regulation of TOR signaling.
UAUAUCUGCAUCUGAUGCUCCAGCAGACGUUGAUGCUGCCUGCUAGUCUAGGAAACACGGCUACACCAUGAGGCAGGGUACGCCUGCGCCAAUACGACGUCCUUGAUCGCCCAAAAUGCGCAAGUUCCUUGUUGGAAAGCCCAGCAUCGACCACACGACCGACUCGAGCCUGCCGACGACGAGCUCUCCUGGCGUUUCGACCCGCGCCGUCUACCGCCCCAGCGCCGCCCAGAAUGCCAUCUUCCAGGCCGGCGCCCCGAUUAGCUGUCUCGACCGCUCUGCCGACGGACGCUCUGCCGUACUCGCCGGCCGCCAUGUCCUCAAGAUUGUCAGCUUCGACCACCUGACGGUCGAGGAGCGCGUUGACCUGCGCGCCGCCAUCAAUGCCGCCAAGCCGAGCACCUCAGCCCCCAUCUCGGACCAGCUGUCCAUCAAGGAUGUCAAGUGGGCGCCCCCGAGCAGCGGCGCCCCCGCAAUCUUCACUGCUUGUGCCAAUGGCAAGAUCUUCCACACAGACAUCUCGCGCUUGGCUGCCGGCACUCUUGACAUCAUCACCAUGCGCGAGGACUCGCGCCAGGUCAACACCCUCGACGUCAACCCGCACCGCGGCACUUUUCUGCUCUCUGGAAGCCAGGACGGCUUCGUGCGCGGCUUUGACAUCCGUGAGCCGGCCACUAACCGUGCCGGCUUCGUGUCCUUCCCCACCUUGAAGCCCCCGUUCAAGUGCAACGACGGUGUCCGCCGCGUCCAGUGGUCGCCCAAGGAGGCCUUCUUUUUCGCCUGCGGCACCGACAGCGGCGCCGUGCUCAAGUGGGAUCUACGCAAGGCCACCAGCCCUCUGCUGCGCAUCAAUGCCCAUGACGCCAACAGCGCCUGCACCUCUCUUGCUUGGCAUCCUGAUGGCGAGCAUAUCGUGUCUGCCGGCACGGAUGCCCGCCUGCACGUCUGGGACGUAUCUGGCCGCGCCGACAAGCGGCAGAAGCCCAAGAUGACCAUUUCAGCACCCUCUCCCGUCGCCUCGGUUGCUUGGAGGCCUGGCCAGUGGUCCGCAACCGCCCAGGGACGUCGCGCUGCCCAGCUGGCCGUGUCAUACGGCGAGACGGGUGGUCGCCGCCUGGCCAACAGCGUCGUUCAUCUCUGGGACUUUGCCCGCCCCACGAUGCCCUACAAGGAGAUCGACCGAUUCGACCUCUCGCCCAUGGCACUGCUGUGGCAUGACCGCGACAUGCUAUGGACCGCCGGCCAGGACGGCAUCUUUAGCCAAUGCGACGCUGCCUUUGCUCCUAGGGUCCUUGACCGUACCCCCGUAUCCACAAUGGCCUUCUCCCCCCGCGGCGAGCUGGCAAUGUUCCUCGACGAGAGGGCCAAGGCUCCGCGCCGUGCGCCGGCCUCCUUGCAUACCGUAGAGUCUCGCCACCAUGCCUCCCCCGCCUCCCCCUCGUAUCCCGCUGCCAGCCCCAGUAAUAUGUUCAGUGUCAGCCGCAGCGACUCGGAAGACGACGUUGCCGGCAGCUUUCUGGGCACGCGCAAGGUCGGUCGGAGCAGACGGGCAAGCUUGAGAUCAGGAGCCCAUGCUUUAAGUACGACGCCCCCUUCGGCACCGGACGACCAACCCGUCGCAUCGCUAGACCAAUCAUUGAAGAUCACGGGAGUCUUCAGGACGCACCAGGCCAUGGCUGUGGGCCCCUUACCAGCUGCCCCAAGAGUCGAAGUCUACCAUUUUCUCGCGUCACAGUACCUUGAGACUCUUGAUAGAGAAUUUUCCCACGUGCCUGGCGGGAAGCCCAUGGUGGAUCGCGUCGUGCUCAUCCUGCAGCAUUUCGCGCGGGCAGCCGAUUGUGUCAGCCAGUUCCGGUUGGCCCAGACAUGGCGCAUCCUCGCUUUUGCCAUGGAGAUGCUCCUGAAGAGCCGCGCUCAGUAUCAUCGCAGCAGGCGCAUGAACCGAGCAAGGCUCGGGCUAGAUCUGACUAAAGAACAGCGGGCCAGGUUCAAGGACGCCGGUCUCGUGUCUGUUGUCAGGCCCUCGGGAGGUGGCCAGACGACUCCCCGCAGGCUUCAACCAUCAGUAGCGCUGUCGGAUAAACAUCUCAUAGCACGGUCCUUACUGUCCGAGGAAUUUGAAAGCACUUCCAACGUGCCAACCCCACUCGCUCGGCCAGUUGGAGCCGGCACUCCUGCUCGGCAGUCAUCCGGUGGCCCUACCGACCACAUACCACACGAGAUGUCCGAUGUCGAGAAUUUCAGUCUGCCCCCCGCGGCGCAUCCCCAAAUCCUCCAACAGCGCCGGCGACUUGACUCCACCCCGUUCUCCGAUGCGAGCCAUGACAGCGACAACACCCAGUUCUCGAGCACAGAGGGAUACGACUUCUACGACAUGGAGGCUAUGGCCAAGGCUGUGGACGUUCCUCAGCCUAGGCAGAGAGAGCUGCCGACCCCGGACGGCUACACGUAUCCGACAUCUCCAGACAGAAGGAAGCCGCCCGUCUUCCGGCAUGAUUCGGACGAGAGCUUUGCCCACAUGUUUUCAAUAUCGCAGACUAGUGACAGCAUCACCGGCUCGCCGAUCCGAAGUCGCGGCUCGCCUAGAAGACGACCACCUGUGACGAGCGCUCCGUCGGAGCACGCAAUGAGAAGGGCUAGUGAGACUGACGAGGACGGGGAGUUCCAGAGUCGAAUUCGGGGCAAGAAUUUAGACCUGGAGCAUUCGCCAGCCUCUUCGUUGCGGAAUCGUCUUCACCAGCAGCAAACCCUGCGGCAGACAGGAACUUUGGAGACGCAAGCUUCCGACGACGAUUACAUGCGCCGGUUGUACGACACGCAGACAACGGCUGAUAGUGAGACAUCCCAGCAAAGCAGCAGGCUGGAUCCUUUCACCUUCGCUCAACAGCAGCCCCCGGCCGCGAGCCGCGCUGGCUCCCCAUCGGUGCAACACCACAAGCCGCCUCAGCCCCGGAUCAAUAUCUCACCCGAAGAUGAGAGCAGUCCCGAUUUUAUAGAAGGCGACUAUCUCCCAUGGCAGGAUGAUCCGGAUUAUCCGUUUCCCGCGUCGGCAGCCGCUGCGUCAAUGCCGGCACCUGCAGCGGAUGGUGGCUACGAGCCGAAAACACCACUAGAGCCAUAUACCCUAUUGGCACGUGCGCUCGAUUUCGAAGCACAGCACUCGGCGCUCAAUGCCUCAGCCAUCGUUCUGCUGCUCAAGCCACUCGUCCCAGAGGGUCUGGUAGAUGACUUCAGGGCUGCUUCGAUACUUCGGCAGCACCACUCACGGCUGAUGGGCAUGAAACUCUUUGUCGAGGCUGCCCUCUUGCGCAACAUGUGCGUUCAGGGGUGGCCCCGCGGCGUCCUGGAGAGUUAUUGGACCGACAGGUAUCCCUCAAUCCUCAGCCAGGGCCAGCAAGGAGUCGUGGCUUCGUUUCUAUGUUCCGAGUGCAAAAGGCCCCGUGAGAUUGAUCGGUCAUCGGCGUCUACAGACUCGGUCUGGCAUCGGUGCAAGCGUUGUAGGUCCGUCGUUGGCCCUUGUGCUGUGUGUCGGCAUCACGGAGACACACCGAUAUUUGAGGAGGGACCUGAUUUCCCGCCAGCUUGCCCACAGGAAAAGGGCGGCGACGGGGAGGAAAAGGGGUCGGCUGUGACUGCUUUGGGAGAAAGUGAUUCGGUCAUGGCAACCUGGUGGUACUGCGCCGGCUGCGCGCACGGCGGACACUCGACCUGCCUAUCGCAAUGGCACGGCGUCAGCAUUCUUCUAGGAGGCGGCGGUAGCGGGUCGAGCACACCAUCAGGGCCAGGGCUCAACAUGCCAUCGGAAGGAUGCUGUCCCGUCGACGGGUGCGGGCAUGCCUGCUUGCCGGGUCGGUGGAGAAGUGAGAGCACGGCGACACGCACCGAGGAAGUCGGCCGGGCGGUAAUGCGUGAGGCUUCCCGCUCGCUGGCGGCCAGCUCCCGCGGGUCACCAGUCCUCCUGCCUGGAAACCACAAUGCGAACAACCUGCUCACGCCCGCGGGCCUGCCCCUGCUGUUGGCCAUGGCCUCACAGCACCAGCAGAGUGGCGAGUCUCCAUAUGGCCUCCAUGUGCACAACGAUUCCAAUGAGGUGGCGCAGAGCAGGGCCGUGGAGGGUGUUCGCGACGCCUUGGGCGUAGGAGCUGGUGGCGGUGGUCGAUCCACUGCUGCGCCGUCGCUGAGCUCGAGCCCUGGCAGGAUGGGAGGGGGCAUCCUGGGAGGAGGAGCGGCUGGGAGCAGUGGUGGCGGACAGGUCGGGGGAGAGCGCGAAAGGCGUAAGAGCGUCAAAUUUGCGCCGGCUGAUGGUGAGCGGAGAUGAUGGGACAGCUAUUGCCCCCUUUACGCGCGCACCUUCCGCUGUAUGGCGGCUAGUGUCUGUCUUCUACUCUCUGAGACAUCACGCAGUCUACGGAGAUCCGUGCCUCCUCCCCGCUGGAAGAUUCGCCCCUUGCUACACAGGCCCCCCAUCCGCCGGUUUCUGUCCUGUACUAAUCGAAAGACAGAGUGUUGGCGGCCCCUGAACUGUCGUCCCGGCCUCGACGGACUGGAUGAUCAAUUAGUGACGCACCCGCAUUUGCCAACAGGUCGUACCUGUCUGUCAUGCAUGUCCGAGCACAGCACCAACGCAAGCAGGAGUCGGCGCCCCAAUGUUCUGGACCGCGCUGGACCGACGUUCGCCGCCAGGCUGAGACCAGCCAAUUUCAGGCUAGCCCCAUCGCUCACUAUCUCUCAGCCGCAAACAAUGCAUUGUGCACAGCAGCCAAGGCUGGGGUUUAGGUUGUUCAGCCGAACGCCAGAUAUACGAAUCCAGGCCAUCGAUGAAAAAGAGCUAGUGGAUUUCCUAGCGCCGCCAGUGCUAUCACACUUAAAAUACAUUACUAUUGCGUUG